Egretta garzetta (little egret) is the source of this 8708-nucleotide messenger RNA. It is a transcript of the gene HEATR5B, whose product is annotated as HEAT repeat containing 5B. The record is from RefSeq and is a predicted model, not a curated record. NCBI's taxonomy places the organism in Eukaryota, Metazoa, Chordata, Aves, Pelecaniformes, Ardeidae. The transcript has 35 exons. Bases 208 to 6282 code for a protein of 2024 amino acids. Gene Ontology annotation, cellular component: Golgi apparatus; membrane; endocytic vesicle. Gene Ontology annotation, biological process: retrograde transport, endosome to Golgi; endocytosis; intracellular protein localization.
GGGGGUUUCGAAGCAGGCGAGACGCGCUGGGAGAGGUGCUGCAGCUCGGUAGAGUAACCGGUACAGGCUGAAGGACCCAGGCGCAGAGUCCUCCUCGCCGGGUGCGGUUCUUCAGGUCGCUUCUCCUAAGCUUGCCCGUUUUGCAGCUUUCUCCGUCUGCUGAAAGUUGCUACACAAAUUUACAACAAAACUGGAAUUUAACCAGUUAUGGAGCUGGCUCAUAGUUUGUUACUGAACGAGGAAGCAUUAGCCCAAAUCACAGAAGCAAAGAGACCAGUGUUUAUCUUUGAGUGGUUAAGAUUUUUGGAUAAGGUGCUAGUAGCUGCUAAUAAGACAGAUGUCAAGGAAAAACAGAAGAAACUUGUAGAACAGCUAACAGGACUCAUCAGCAGUUCCCCUGGGCCACCUACGCGAAAACUGCUAGCAAAAAAUCUUGCUGCUCUCUACAGCAUUGGAGACACAUAUACUGUUUUUCAGACGCUUGACAAGUGUAACGACAUCAUCAAGAGCAAAGAUGAUACUGCAGCCUACCUGCCCACAAAACUGGCUGCUGUGGCAUGUGUUGGAGCAUUUUAUGAAAAAAUGGGCAGAAUGCUGGGUAGUUCUUUUCCAGAAACAGUGAAUAAUCUUUUGAAGUCUCUGAAAAGUGCAGAGUCUCAGGGCCGCAGUGAAAUUCUGAUGAGUUUACAGAAGGUCCUAAAUGGACUGGGAGGAGCAGCAGCUUCUUGUCACCGUGAUAUUUAUAAGAAUGCCCGAUCUCUGUUGACGGACAGAUCUAUGGCUGUACGAUGCGCAGUGGCUAAGUGUCUGCUGGAAUUACAGAAUGAAGCGGUGUUUAUGUGGACAGCUGAGCUAGAGAAUGUUGCAACACUGUGCUUUAAAGCUCUGGAAAACUCAAACUACGGUGUGCGAGUUGCAGUGUCAAAGCUUUUGGGGACGGUCAUGGCUACAGCACUGAUACCAAAACAAGCAACAGUGAUGCGACAGAAUGUGAAGAGAGCCACGCUUGAGGAGGUCUUGGAGCUCAUGGCCACUGGAUUUCUGCGAGGAGGAUCUGGUUUCCUAAAGAGUGGUGGAGAGAUGUUAAAAGUAGGAGGAUCUGUCAAUAGGGAAGUGCGAGUUGGUGUUACCCAGGCCUAUGUUGUCUUUGUUACAACAUUAGGAGGUCAGUGGCUGGAGCGCAACUUUGCUACGUUUUUGUCGCAUGUACUUGAUCUGGUCUCCCAUCCUCGUGCAACUCAGACCCAUGUGGAGGCAGUUUACUCUCGAAGAUGCGUGUCCUUCAUCCUAAGAGCAACUGUGGGCAGCUUACUUGGAGAGAAAGCACAGAUUGCAGCUGCCAAAGAUAUAUGUCAAGCCAUUGGUAAACAAAUGAAGGCAGUGGAAGCAGUAGUGAAUGAUGCUAAUAGUGAAAACAAAUCAGGAGCUGCUGAUGUAGCUGCAAGCCAGCAUGUAAUGGUGUGUGCCCUCCAGGAACUGGGUAGUCUGGUUCAAAGUCUGAAUGCCACUGCAUCUCCUCUUAUUCAAGAACCAUCUAUUGGUCUGUUGGAGACAGUAACUUCAGUUCUUCUUCAUCCCAGCAUGGCUGCUCGACUUGCUGCUGCAUGGUGCUUGCGGUGUGUGGCUGUGGCAUUGCCUUUCCAGUUGACUCCAUUUUUAGAUAGAUGUGCAGAAAGACUCAACAAUCUGAAGACCUCUCCUGAAGCUGUUAGUGGCUACAGUUUUGCAAUGGCUGCUUUGUUAGGUGGUGUCCAUCAGUGUCCCUUAGGUAUUCCUCACGCCAAAGGAAAGAUGGUGGUCAGUAUUGCUGAGGAUCUGUUACGAACUGCUGCACAAAACAGUAGACUUUCCUUGCAGCGGACUCAAGCUGGAUGGCUUUUACUUGGAGCACUUAUGACUUUAGGUCCUUCUGUUGUUCGGUAUCAUCUACCUAAGAUGUUGCUGCUGUGGCGAAACGUGUUUCCACGUUCUCUGAAGGAGCUGGAAGCAGAGAAGGCGAGAGGAGAUUCUUUUACCUGGCAAGUAACACUGGAAGGCCGUGCUGGAGCUUUGUGCGCUAUGAGAAGUUUUGUUGCUCACUGUCCUGAGCUUCUUACUGAGGAUGUGAUCAGGAAAUUGAUGACACCUAUAGAAUGUGCCAUGACAAUGAUGUCGCACAUUCCAUCGGUAAUUAAAGCCCAUGGAGCUCAUCUCAAAGCUAGUGCAGCUAUGGUCCGUUUAAGACUUUAUGAUAUAUUGGCUUUAUUACCUCCAAAGACAUAUGAAGGAUCAUUUAACGCACUUCUUCGAGAGUUGGUAGCAGAAUUUACUUUGACAGACAACUCUGCUAAUACAACCACAUCACUCCUAAGGUCUCUUUGUCAUUAUGAUGAUAGUGUUCUUCUUGGCUCUUGGCUGCAGGAAACAGAUCAUAAGUCAAUUGAAGACCAGCUUCAGCCAAACAGUGCAUCUGGAAGUGGUGCUUUGGAACAUGACCCAUCUUCUAUUUAUUUGCGGAUCCCUGCUGGUGAAGCUGUACCUGGUCCCCUUCCUUUAGGAGUAUCUGUCAUCGAUGCAUCCGUGGCUCUCUUUGGUGUGGUUUUUCCUCAUGUCUCUUACAAACAUAGAUUACAGAUGUUGGAUCACUUUGCUGAAUGUGUCAAGCAGGCUAAAGGUGUUCGCCAGCAAGCUGUGCAGCUUAAUAUCUUUACUGCUGUUCUUAGUGCCUUGAAGGGUUUAGCUGAGAAUAAAAGCACGUUAGGACCAGAAGAAGUCCGCAAAUCUGCUCUGACGCUGGUAAUGGGUGCCCUUGAUAAUCCUAACCCUAUUUUGAGAUGUGCAGCAGGCGAAGCUCUUGGCAGAAUGGCUCAAGUGGUUGGAGAGGCCUCUUUCAUUGCUAGAAUGGCUCAGUACAGUUUUGAUAAGUUAAAAUCUGCUCGCGAUGUUGUAUCAAGAACAGGCCAUUCUUUGGCUCUGGGCUGUCUCCAUCGGUAUGUUGGUGGAAUAGGUUCUGGACAGCAUCUGAAAACUAGUGUCAGUAUUCUUCUGGCUUUGGCACAAGAUGGAACCUCUCCUGAAGUCCAGACCUGGUCACUCCAUUCACUUGCCUUGAUAGUAGAUUCUAGCGGACCAAUGUAUCGUGGAUAUGUGGAGCCAACGCUUUCUCUAGUUCUUACUCUGCUCUUAACUGUUCCACCAUCGCAUACAGAAGUACAUCAAUGCUUAGGUCGAUGUCUUGGAGCUAUAAUAACUACUGUUGGGCCUGAGCUGCAAGGUAAUGGAGCUACAAUUUCAACAAUCCGUUCUUCCUGUUUGGUGGGCUGUGCAAUCACACAAGACCAUUCAGACUCGCUUGUUCAGGCAGCUGCCAUAUCCUGCCUUCAGCAGCUUCACAUGUUUGCACCACGGCACGUCAACCUGUCCAGUCUGGUUCCCAGUCUUUGUGUUCAUUUGUGCAGCUCCCACUUGCUGCUUCGCCGGGCUGCAGUUGCAUGUUUACGACAGCUUGCUCAGAGGGAAGCAGCAGAAGUGUGUGAAUAUGCCAUGAGCUUAGCAAAAAAUGCCGGGGACAAAGAAAACAGUGGUAUCAAUAUGAAUCCUUUUGCACCAGGAGCUGGUUCUCGGCGAGAUGCUCAUUCUCGACAUCAGGGGGUUAAUAUAACAGAGACAGGCCUCGAAGGUGUCCUUUUUGGAAUGUUGGAUCGGGAGACUGAUCGGAAGUUGUGCUCAGAUAUCCACGAUACUCUGGGACAUAUGCUUUCAUCGCUCGCAGUAGAAAACCUUUCUCACUGGUUAAUGCUUUGUAAGGAUGUCCUUGCAGCUUCCAGUGAUAUGAGCACUGCUGCUCCCCUGGGAGGAGGGAAGGAUGAGGAAUCGGAGAAGAAGGAUGAGAUGGAUGAUGACACAAUGUUUACCACCUUGGGUGAAGAGGAUAAAUCCAAGCCUUCUGUAGCACCUCGUUGGGCAACUCGUGUGUUUGCAGCAGAUUGUCUGUGUCGGGUUAUCAUGCUGUGUGAGAAUGCGAACAAGGCACACUUCGAUCUGGCACUGGCUCGUUCGGCCAGACUUAAAAACCCAAAAAAUGACUUUUUAGUACUCCAUCUCUCUGACCUUAUUCGAAUGGCAUUCAUGGCUGCGACUGAUCACAGCAACCAGUUACGAAUGGCGGGUCUUCAAGCUCUUGAAGAUAUUAUCAAGAAAUUUGCAUCUGUCCCUGAGCCAGAGUUUCCAGGCCACGUGAUACUGGAGCAGUAUCAGGCUAAUGUUGGAGCUGCUCUGAGGCCAGCUUUUUCCCAAGAUACACCGUCAGAUAUAACUGCAAAGGCCUGCCAGGUAUGUAGUGCUUGGAUAGGCAGUGGGGUUGUAAGUGACCUGAACGACCUCCGCCGAGUUCACAACCUUCUUGUCUCUUCCCUGGAUAAAGUGCAAGCAGGAAAGGGAUCUUCUAGCCAGCUUUACCGAGAGAGUGCGACUACUAUGGAAAAACUUGCAGUUCUGAAAGCAUGGGCUGAGGUAUAUGUUGUUGCCAUGAAAAUUAAGAAAGAAGCAGAGACCAAACCAAAGCGUGUUUUAAAGAGCACAGAGGAGGAUGAGGAUGAUUUUGGUACUAUAGAUGAGUUGCCACCAGACAGUUUGAUAACACUUGUACAACCUGAGCUGCCUGCACUUAGCCGUCUCUGGUUAGCUGCACUGAAAGAUUAUGCUCUUCUAACUUUACCAGCUGAAUUUGCUACCCAGCUUCCGCCAGAUGGGGGAGCAUUUUACACUCCAGAAACAAUUGAUACAGCUAGACUGCAUUACCGAAACUCCUGGGCUCCCAUACUACAUGCAGUGGCACUUUGGCUAAACAGUACAGGAUUUAAUGCUUCAGAGUCAACAGAAGAGACUGCUGCAGCAAUGCCCAAUUCACAGAAACGUGCCACGUCCAUUAUGUUAAACCAGACACCUGGAACUCCACCUACCACUAAGUCUUUGCCAGAGAUAAACAAAGAUCGAAUGCACUUAAUUUUGGGUGUUAGUAUACAGUUUCUGUGUUCCCCACGACCCGAAGAGCCUGUUGAGCAUGUUACAUCUUGUUUACAAGCACUUCAUACUUUAUUGGAUUCCCCUUGUGCCAGGAUCCAUAUUGCAGAGGAUCAGCUCCUUGGUGUUGAACUCUUGAGUGUGCUUCACAGACUCCUCUUGACCUGGGAUCCUCCUUCAGUCCAGCUACUGGUCACAGGAGUUGUCCAGCAGAUAGUAAGAGCAGCUCAAGAUUAUUUGCAGGAAAAAAGGAACACCCUAAAUGAAGAUGAUAUUGAGGAAAAAGAAAAUCCUCUUGCUUUAGGAGAGGGAGGUGAGAGUGGUGGUCUUGUGCCUGGGAAAUCCCUAGUCUUUGCAGCCAUGGAAUUGCUCAUGUUUAUCCUAGUACGGCACAUGCCCCAUCUGAGUUCAAAAGUGUCCGAUUCUCCAAGUCACAUUGCUGCUAAAUCCCACCUCUCUGAGGAAAGUGCUCGUUUUGGGGCUGCCACUGUUACGAUACUGUCUGACCUGCCUUCUCUGUGUUCUCCAGCAGGUAAGGUGGUGUACAAAAUAUGUACGAGUGGUUACUGUACGGGAAGUGUAGUGAGUCGUGAUUGUUUUUGUUUUUCAGAAGCCUCUAAGCCUAUUCUUGAUGAAGUAAGCAUACUUACAGCUAUUGCUCUCUUCCUUUGGUCAGCAAGCACUGAAAUAAUCGGAGUGCAGACUUUACAAAAUGGAUGUAUGAACAGAUUUAAAAGUGCAUUAAAUUCCUGUGAUCCUUGGGUUCAAGCCAAGUGUUACCAGCUUCUGCUUUCUGUGUUCCAACACACCAACCGAGCCCUGUCAACACCAUAUAUUCAUUCGUUGGCCCCUAUCAUGGUUGAGAAGUUGAAAGCUGUGGAAAAGAGCCGCCCGAACAACAACCUGGAGCUGUUAGCAGUCCAGGAAGGAAUUAAAGUCCUUGAAACGCUGGUUGCCCUUGGUGAGGAGCAGAACAGAGUCCAGUUGCUCGCCCUUCUCGUUCCCACUCUGAUCUCCUAUUUACUGAAUGAAAAUGCCUUUGCUUCUGCAUCUACAGCAUCUAAAGAUCUUCACGAAUUUGCACUUCAGAAUCUAAUGCACAUUGGUCCGCUUUACCCACAUGCUUUCAAGACAGUAAUGGGAGCUGCUCCUGAGUUAAAAACACGUCUAGAAACUGCAGUCCGAGCAAGUCAGGCCAGCAAAGCAAAAGCAGCUGCUAGGCAACCACCACCCACAGUACAUUCCACCCCAACAAUUAAACUGAAAACUAGCUUUUUUUGAAUUACUUUUAUUAUUUUUGGACCAUUAAGUAGUCAGAAGCAUUACAUUAUCCCUGAUGUGUUACUGGAUAUAUGUCUGUAAUUUUGUGUAAUUUGUAUGUGAAAGGCUGUCUAAUAGAGCUUUGUGUAAUUACUUGAAAUCCGUGCGUUACAAGGGAAGUGGUGUUACUUGUAUUUGUAUAGAUUUUUAGGAAAUUGAAUGUGAUCAUAUUUAUGAAUUUGUGUUAUAAAUGAUCCACCAAAAAACCCCAUCCUCUAUCUGACUGAACAGUUUUAUUUAUUUUUAAAAGCUACCCCAAACCUUUGAGUGGUUUUUGAAAUCUGGUGAUUGUUAUCCUACCAUUGUGCCAACACACUUACCACAGUGGGGACGGAGGGAAGAGGGGAAGCUGUUAUGCAGUCCUUACCAUGUACCACGGGGGAUUUCAAGUGUAAAGUAUGCACUUUCUCCUUUUAAAAACAAAGUAAGGAAGGGGAUUGUCAGACCUUGUAGAUCAUUUCAGCUUGCAUGAAAAAAAAAACACAAAGAAUUGAAAAUUUUCAGCCUUUCUCAAGGUGAAUGAUCAAGCAUGCUGUCUUAAUGACUUGUCCUUAUUUAUGUGGUGUAUACUCCUUUCGGAUCCAUUUCCAUGCUUGAAAAUUAAUAAAGGAUGCAAAGAAUCUAAUCCCCUAUCUCUUCUAAAAUAAAAUUUUAAAGAAUGCAUUGGAAAUUGAGUUUACAGAAAGAACUGCCUGCCAUCUGCUUUUUUGUAGGUGUAGAUUUUUGCCCCUGUGAGGUGCUGGCUGUUAGCAGUCUUCCUAUUCUGCCAGACCCUGCUUGAAUAUGAUGAUUCACUGCUCUGCUCUUUGUCCAGAUUCCUAGGUAUUUAACCUUCCUGCAGGAUUUUAGUCUCAGUGGAUAUAUCUUAUCUGCAGUCCUUGAUGAUGUUUGCAGAGCCAAAUUACUUGAGCGCUUUGCACCUGUAUUGACUAAGGGAGUAGAACACAAGUGAGAGCCAGGCUCCUCCAGUCUUUCCUUCCCCUACCGGGCUUUUCUUUUUUUGAAAAGCAUGUGGCUCCCCUCCCAUCUGAGCGAGUCUGGGCUGCAGAUUUUGGAGCUUAGAGGUCAAGCGCUGUGCAAACCUUACAGUGCAGAGCCGGUGACUCCCAAUGUCCAUCUGCUGCCAGACCUCACCCUUCCUAUUGGCAGAAGUGCAGAAUGGUGUAUUUUCUUGUGUAUAUAAGACUGACUGACAUGAAUUUUCUGACACUGCUGUUUGAAUUUAUGGGGUUCUGUAGGGUUCUUUCUGUACAUUUUGCUUGAUAGGAGCUGCAUAACUGGAAGCCUCAGGCAGGCCUGUUGAGUUUCAUCUGUGAUGUUUUUCUGGAUACUCUCUAAAAAAACGGUGUAUUUCAGAAGCUUGUAUGUCAAGCCAAAAAUAACAAAGGGAUAGUAAAUAGAACUAAAUAUGAUUAAUAGUUGGUUGAAAUAUUUGUAGGCCAUUAUUUUUGCAUAGUCACUUGCCGGGUCUCUCUCUUCCCACAAGACCUUCUCUAACCCUUUGAGUACCUAUUCAAAAUGGAGGACAAAGAUGAUGCUCUUUUGCUCUGUUGUAUUUGGUGUGUGCAAAAUAUUUAACAUAAAAUCAGAAAAGCUUUUAUUUCACAGUGAAUAUUUUAGUAUUAAAAUGAGGACACAACAAGUGGUGCAUACUCUUCUUUCAAAUGUUUUUUUUUCAUAGAGACAUAAAGAUGUUAACUUCCAAGUCUUGUUCUGUUGUCCCACAGGAGUAAAGAUACAUGCGGAGCAAAAAGAAUAUGCCAUCUAUGAGGAAGAAAGUAAUUUCACUACUUUUUUCACCUUUAUGUGUAUAGUGGGAAUUAAAUUGCUAAAAAUAUAUCGCUUUCUAAUAAGUGUUUCCAGCAUCACAAAGCUACUUUGCUCAGAAGCUCUGAACCUGUUUAUCAUUUGAGAGAAAGUAUUAAGGAAACUUUCAGUACAAAAUGGAACACAAAAGUUUUGCAAGUGAAACUAAGGAAAUAACUUUAUAACCUGUUUUUGAUUCCAUCCCCCCAGGUAGUCUAGUAUUUAAUGACUUCGAUGUUUGUUGGAAACUUUUUGUCUCUAAUUAGGUGUUAUUUACCUUAAUUUUUAUCUCAGCACUUCUAUGUUUUGGUUAGACUCUAGUUUACAAGAUGUCUGAAAACUCAGAAAAGCGGGGGAAGGAGGGAAGUGUAGCAAUCAAGCAUAACUAAGAAGUCGGUAGAAAAAUAGAAAAAAGUUAGCGGAAGGAAGGGAACAUGGCACUAGACAGAUGUAGAGGGAUAAAGGGAGAGGUUUUUCUUUGUAUACUGUGUGACUGUACACAACAUGCUCAGCUCUCAUUUGUCUACAUCCUUCCCCAGUUUCUAGUCCUUGUUUGCUGCUUUUCUUGCUCCUGAUACUAA